Messenger RNA from Durusdinium trenchii, 747 nucleotides. The record is from the annotation of a GenBank genome assembly. NCBI's taxonomy places the organism in Eukaryota, Dinophyceae, Suessiales, Symbiodiniaceae.
UCAACGUUUGGUGGGGACCCUGAGAGUUCUGAGUCUGAGUCUACUGGCCCGAGAACCGGAGAAGCCAGAAACCUGAGCGUGAAGCCAUGGAGUGCCCGGGUCGUGCCCGCGACUAUCGAAGUGGCAGCUUCAUUACCUGCACUGUUCUCACGACACUGACCUUGGUGGUUCUUUUUGCCACCACGGGAGUGGACGACCUGCACCAGCACUGUUACUCUAUUUGUCCAGGACCAGAUUGUGGGUGGAUUUGCAGCCGCCUCACCGAAUACCGGGGAAUGGAGAAAGCGAUCUAUCUCAUUUUGAGCGUAGUCAUAUUCCUUUGCAUCGUCUCGGCCAUCUCUUGUGGAUGUUUCAAGGAGGUGCUGCAGAUACCCCGCUGCCCAGAUGACUGCAACACAAGAUACGUUCUUUGUGGACGGCCUUGCUUUGUUGCUGGUCUCUUGCUGCUCACCCUCUUUGUGUAUUGGCUGAUCGCGGUUGGGAGAACCACGCUAUUGUCCGCAAACACCAGCGCAAUUUUUGUGUAUAUCUUUGCCUUGGCAUGGCUGGCAAUGCCCUUGGUUUGCUGCGGCUUAGCACGCUUGCUGGUACCAGACGAGAAGGCGGAGAAAGGCGACGAAGAUCGAGCCUUGAUCUCCUCCCGUGAUGCGCGGGCUGCACCCUGACAUGUUUCAGGAUGUGUGAGGUACAGGACACUUAUGCUCUCACAUAUGAUGUUUCACACGGUGCCGUUGCGAAAGAUGAAAC